CAGCAUCAACGGUACAGUCACACUUCUGUCUGAAUUUUUUGAGUAGGUGCGUAUUUCUUUGUACUGGCACACAAACUGACACGAAAUGGCCUACAAUAGAAACUCUGGUGCAAGAACCUUCAGCAGCCGUUCAUACAGCUCUCCGGGCAACAAAAUGAGUGUUUCCCGAGUAAACAGCGCCUACUUCCCAGGCAACAGGACUGGACCGUCUGGAAUCAAUGCUUCGUGGGCUACCCCAGUCUCCUCUGCUGGGAUCCUGCUCUCCAACCCCCCCAACACCGAAAUAGACCCCCGUUUCCACCAGAUUAAAACCCAGGAGAAGGAGGAGAUAAAAGGACUGAACAACAAAUUUGCAGAUUUCAUUAACAAGGUGCGUCAUCUGGAACAGCAGAACAAGGUUCUGGAGACCAGGCUGAAGAUCAUGCUAGAGAAGGGCGACUACAAGUCCAACAUCGACCAAAUCGUGGCCGCGUUUGGCAAUAACCUGAUGAGCCAGAGAGACAGGCUACGCAAUGACAGGGACAAACUGGAGAAGGAGCUGGCUCGCACUCAGGCACUGGUGGAGGACAACAAAAACAAGUUUGAGGAUGAAAUCAACAGGCGCACUCAGUUAGAGAAUGAGUUUGUGCUCAGCAAGAAGGAUGUAGAUGAGGGCUACCUCCAGAAGGUGGAUCUGGAGAAUACAGUAGAGAGCCUGAUGGACGAGCUGGACUUCCUGAAGCAGCUCUACGAUGAGGAAAUCCGUGAGCUGCAGUCUCAGAUUAACAACACAGCGGUUACCGUGGAGAUGGACAACAACCGCGGUCUUGAUAUGAAGCAAAUUGUGGAGGAGGUGAAGGCGCAGUACAAGGGGAUCGCAGUGCGAGGCAGAGAGGAAGUUGAGCAGUGGUACAAAAACAAGGUGGAUGACAUGGCGGCCGAGGCUGAGAAGUACAACCAGGACUUGAAGGGAGUGAAGAACGAGAUCACAGAAAUGAUUCGUCUCAUCCAGAGACUCAACUCUGAGGCUGAGGGCUUGAAGAAUCGACGAGCCAAUCUUGAGAUGGCCAUUGGAGAGGCGGAGGAGCGGGGACAUCUUGCAGUGUCAGACGCCAAGAACCGUGUGAGUGAGCUGGAGGCAGCCCUGAAGAGUGCCAAGCAAGCCAUGGCCAAGCAGGUGCGCGAAUACCAGGACCUCAUGAACCUCAAGCUGGCAUUGGACAUUGAGAUCGCCACCUACAGGAAGCUCCUGGAAGGGGAGGAGAGCAGACUGGGAACCCACCAGCAAGGAGGGCUCCACCAGGACUCUCAACUCAGUGCCAUUGACCAGCUAGAUUUCUAAACCCCCUGUGUGCCCUGCUUACGUAGAUGGCCUGGUGCAGUCCAGAAGCCUGGAUCUCUCCAGAGCAGCACCCCCCAAGAAAACUGUGCUCAUCAAAACCAUAGAGACCAGAAAUGGUCAGGUAAUCUCGGAGUCCUCCCACUUCUCUGAGGACUGAGGAUCCCGACGUGGGUUCACCCACGCGGUCCCUGAGUCAGCGUACUGUGACAAGCAGCAUUUAUCUUUGAAUUGUACAAGCGGGCUGCUUCUUAGGUGGUGGUUGUUUUUUUUUUUUUUUUUAAUUCAUUCUUUUUAAGACUAGCGUAUUACUUUCAUAUUCAUGGCAGCUAUAGUCAUAUUUUACUUGAGCUUAGUUGGCCAGUCCAUACAUAACUUGUGCUGUUGAUUUUCGAAUUUCAUUAUUAAAAAAAAUGCUAUUCAGUUGGACUUAUACCCCUGUAUAACACUCUUGUAUAAUGCUCUCUAUAGACUAAUAAUGCAAAAAUAUGAUCGAGACUGUAGAAAUGUGGUAAACUUGAAUAAAUAAGUCGAUGUCA
This is a messenger RNA of Acipenser ruthenus (sterlet), 1857 nucleotides long. RefSeq names its product keratin, type II cytoskeletal 8-like. The coding region runs from base 86 to 1321 and encodes 411 amino acids. Lineage: Eukaryota; Metazoa; Chordata; Actinopteri; Acipenseriformes; Acipenseridae. The transcript has 9 exons. The record is from RefSeq and is a predicted model, not a curated record. Gene Ontology annotation, cellular component: keratin filament.